AUGGAUUUCCUCAAAUCCGCUGUCGCGUCCGCCAUCGCAAAAGGAACCGGGCAACCUUUCUCCCUCGGCGACAGAGUUGACAUCGGCGACUCAGUUUGGGCACUGCACAACGGCACAAAACGGGAUGACGGUUCUGCCUGCAGUGUGUUCUCUUUCGAUAUCAACGCAAACAAGUCGCGUCUCCCGCUAGCGAAAAAUGCUGUCCGCAAGUUCAGGACGCUACGGCACCCAGGAGUGAUUAAGGUGUUGGAUACCAUUGAGACGGAAACGAACCUGUAUAUUGUCACCGAACGAGUGGUGCCGCUCUCUUGGCCGGUGAAACGAAGGAGUUUGAGUGAGGAGACUGCCAAGUGGGGAUUGUAUACUGUCGCGUCUACACUUAAGUUUAUUAACGAGGACGCUUCCUCCGUCCACGGCGCCGUGCGCGCAUCAUCGGUUUUCACAAGCGAGAGCGGCGAAUGGAAGCUCGGAGGUUUCGAGAUCUUGAGCUCCAUGAAGGAAGAUGAUGCUAUUAUAUACACAUACGGAAGCAUUAUGCCCGACGCUGCACGUUUCACUCCUCCGGAAGUUGUCAAAGGCGGCUGGGAUUCUAUCAAGAGCUACCCUCUUGCAGCAGUUGACGCCUACGGCCUGGGAAUCUUAAUAUUUGAGGUCUUUAAUGGUAACUUUUCUGGCGGCGACCAAGUUGGCAAAACGACAAAUAUUCCUCCAAGCAUGCAGCAAAGCUACAAGCGACUCUGUACUGCUAACCCAAAGCUACGGCUGAGUCCUGGCCAUUUUGUUGAACAAGGGAAGAAGCAGGGUGGCUUCUUUCAGACGCCACUAAUCCGCAUGACGGAGGAUAUCGACAGUUUAGGGCUGAAGACUGAUGCUGAACGUGAAGAAUUCAUCAAUGAGCUUGAUGACCUGUCGGAAGACUUCCCUGAAGACUUCUUCAAGAUGAAGGUGCUUCCAGAGCUUCUCAAAUCCGUGGAGUUUGGAGGUGGUGGACCCAAAGUUCUCAAUGCUACUUUAAAAAUUGGAUCCAAGCUGUCGGCAGACGAGUUUAAUGCUAAAUUGACUCCUGUUGUUGUGCGCCUUUUUGGAAACCCUGACCGAGCUUUGCGAGUCUGUCUAUUGGACAACUUGCCUUCAAUGAUUGACAACCUCCCUCAAAAGGUCGUCAAUGACAAGAUUUUCCCUCAGAUGACUUCUGGUUUCACUGAUGUCGCUCCGGUGGUUCGAGAACAGACCGUCAAGGCUGUUCUUACCAUUAUCAACAAGCUGAAUGACCGCAUUGUGAAUGGAGAAUUGUUAAAAUUCCUCGCACGCACAGCUAAUGAUGAGCAACCUGGUAUCCGUACGAAUACAACCAUCUGUCUUGGACGAAUUGCUAAGAACUUGGGACAAAGUACUCGCUCCAAAGUCCUUAUCGCAGCAUUCACAAGAUCCCUAAGGGAUCCCUUUGCUCACGCCCGAGUUGCAGGACUGCUGGCUUUAUCUGCAACAAUCGAUGUAUUCACCGAGGACGACUGUGCUGCAAAGAUCCUUCCCGCUGUUUGCCCUUCACUUCUGGAUAAGGAAAAAUUGAUCCGAGACCAAGCAAACAAAACCCUAGACCUAUACAUCCAGCGAGUCCGAAAGCACGCCAGCACAAUGGUCGACCCCGUCACACCUCCCACCGCGCCAACAGAAGCAAAACCAGAUGUCCGCGUUGCAACCCCCAACGAAAGCUCCUGGGCCGGCUGGGCCAUCUCAUCCUUCACCAACAAAGUCGCAGCCGCCAACGGCGAAAUGGAAGCAACAACCAACAGCAGCAAACCCGCCGAACCAGAAACAGCUCGCUCGGCGUCCGUCCCCCGCCCCGCUAAAUCCUCACCCUCCACACAGCUCGAUCUGCCAAGACAAGUUCUCCGUCCGACAGCCCAGCCUUUGAACAGAUCAAUGUCCGACCGACCCGCCCCAGCAGUCCACUCAUUGGAACCCGAAGACGACGGAGACGACGUCUUCGACGCAUGGGGUGCAAUGGACGACGAUGACGAAGCCGAAGAAGACCCUUUCACUGCAGCUGUCGCCUCUCCCAAUCCUUCAUCGCCCGCUCCGUCGUCCUCAGCAGCAGCCUCCAAGGUCCCAUACGACGAUGGAGGCGAGCCGGACUUUGCUGGCUGGUUAGCAGCAAAGAACCAAACAAAGACUAAAAACCCUCUACCGAAGGGCCUGGCUAAGGCUUCAUCUACCAAUACUGUCACUACGCGAUCUUCUCUUGCGAGUACGGCUAAGCCACGUGCUGUGGUUGCGCCUAAGAAGAUUGAUACCAAGCCUAAAGAAGAGGAGGUUGACGAUGACUGGGGUGAUGCUUGGGAUUAA
Messenger RNA from Penicillium nucicola, 2346 nucleotides. Its product is annotated as COPI-interacting protein CEX1. Lineage: Eukaryota; Fungi; Ascomycota; Eurotiomycetes; Eurotiales; Aspergillaceae. Gene Ontology annotation, cellular component: cytoplasm. Gene Ontology annotation, biological process: protein phosphorylation; tRNA export from nucleus. The transcript has 9 exons. Bases 1 to 2346 code for a protein of 781 amino acids. Gene Ontology annotation, molecular function: ATP binding; protein kinase activity. The record is from RefSeq and is a predicted model, not a curated record.